UUGAAUACCUUCAUAACGAAUAUAAUUAUAAAUAUAUCUUAAAAUAUAUAUUUCACAGUGACCUGCUGCUGACUGUGGGGCAGGUUGUUACUGUGAGUGAGUGGUUGGGGGGACCGGAGGGGUGUGUGUGUGUGUUUGUGUGUGAGAGUUGAGAGAGCACUUCAGCUAUUGGCUGAGCAGCACGCGCGCACGUCGUGACAUAUAUUGCAGAAUAACUUCUUCCAUUCCCGUCAAUGUUACAGUUUUCCUCGAAUGAAGACGUUGUCUGGAGAGCUGCUGGAGUAGAUGAACUGUUGGCCUCCCGAGUGGCGCAGCGGUCUCAGGAACAGCUUGCAAUAAUUAUUAUUUUGAGGGAAACAGAUUUUUGCUUCCAACGUCAUUACAAAUGGGGUAUAUGCAGGUAGAGGAGUACACCACCAACAUGUUACACCUGAAGAGAUCGCCUGGAAUCCGCUCCUGGUCGCUGCUCAUAGGUAUUGCGUCCAUUGGCCUGGCUGCUGCAUACUACAGCUCAGACAGUAUCCUGUGGAAGCUUUUCUAUAUGACGGGCUGUCUGUUCGUGGCCAUGCAGAACAUGGAGGAGUGGGAGGAGGCAGUGUUUGAUAAAACCAAGAAAGUGAUAGAGCUGAAGACCUUCAGUCUGUAUGCCCUGAUUCUCACCAUGUGUAGGAGAGGCCAGGAGAAAGUGGUGAUGGACAUGAGGCACCUGCGUGACGUGUGUGUUCAGGAGGAGAAGGUGCGCUACCUAGGGAAGGGCUACCUGCUGGUGCUGCGACUGGCCACAGGUUUCUCCUACCCCCUCACACAGAGCGCCACCAUGGGGGGACGCAGUGAUGUGGAGGCGGUGGCUUCGUUGCUCAAGCGUUUCCUGGGUCUGGAGGAGCUCCAGUGUCGCUGGGAGCAGGAGGAAGAGGCAGUCAGGGAGGAAGAUGAACUGGACCCCAGCACUGACUCCGAAGAAGAGGGGGACUCAGUGCAGUAGAAGGAGAAGAGGUGAUGAGGGGAAGCCACAGCAAACUUGAAAUGCACCCAAAUAUAUUUUAUAGCAUUUCGUAGUAUCCCUGAUAGUAUAAAUUGCCUUAAAUACACUUCAAUGGUAGCGUUUUCCACAGAGUAUUUAAACAAAAUCAUAGUUUGUUGUGUUGCCUGUUCUUCAAAAACAAUCAUUACUGUAUUAGACUCAACCCUAUAAUCACAGUGCCUUUCUAUUUAAAUGUAAUCAGUAUGUGUGAAAUACUCAUUCAGAACAUUCCCACAGUUUAGGGAACACAGUAUGUUUGAGACCUCCCAAGUGAUAAUCUUGGUCUAGUAGGAUUGUCUCUACUCACUGCAAAUCCAUCCAUCCAUCCAUCUGAAUGCAUGUGACCGUAAACUAUAAUCAAGCAUGGAUUUCCAGGGAUCAGUUCAGAAUGUUUGCCUGUUUUUAUGUUAAAGUAAAUACUUGUAUGUCUUUCAGCAUUGAUGGGUCCUAUGACUAGGGUCAGACAGAAUCUGUGGAGGCAAAACCUCUAGAAUAAACUUAAUCUAACAGCUUCUACAUCUGCAUUGCUUGCUGUUUGGGGUUUUAGGCUGGGUUUCUGUAUAGCACUUUGUGACAUUUGCUGAUGUAAAAAAAAGGGUGUAAUAAAUUUUAUUGAUUUGAUUUAUUAUUCAUAGGGUAAACUACAGAUUCCGGCUGGCCUUAUAUAUACAAAAUGAAAGACCAGUCUCAGGUAACAUUCUAUCCGUAGACAAAUGUGUUAAUAACAAUAGGUAUGUUUGACAAGUAAACUGUAUUACAUUGUAUCUGGACUAUAUUAACUACGUUACUGCAUCUGUUGGCAAGAGGAAGGUGAGUGUAGAUGCCUUCUGUUGCUUGAAAGAAAGAAUGCAUUAGAUAUUUUGUGUCCAGUUAGUGUGUGCUGCUGGAUGACUGCAGGUACUGGUUUUCCUUGUCUUUUUUUUUUAAUUUAAAAUUACUUCUAUACAUUUAUUUGUGCUUUUUUUGUUAAAAAAACAGAAUGAAAUAAAAGUUGCUUUUUGAUAAUCAUG
Molecule: messenger RNA, 2031 nt
Organism: Salmo salar (Atlantic salmon)
Lineage: Eukaryota; Metazoa; Chordata; Actinopteri; Salmoniformes; Salmonidae
Product: cytochrome b-245 chaperone 1 homolog
Source: RefSeq, a predicted model, not a curated record